AUGGCGACGUUUGUGGAGGAUACCAAAGGUGAGAAAAUGCUGGCACCUUCUAUUGAGGAUGUCAACGAGGAUCCCGAUGAGUUACGUAGUAUUCGAGGCCAAAGUAGAUACUUUGGUGAGACUGAGGAUGAUACGAUAAAGGAGCCUGAGGCCAAAUGCAGUAACUGUUCAGAGACGGGCCAUUUUAAGCGUGAUUGCCCCCAUGUAAUAUGCUCUUACUGCGGUGUGAUGGACGACCAUUACUCCCAACAGUGUCCAACCACCAUGAGAUGUGCUCUGUGUAAUGAAAGUGGGCACUAUAGGAUGCACUGUCCCUUGAAGUGGAAGAAACUUAACUGUACGCUUUGUAAUAGUCCAAAACAUCUGCGUAAUAGAUGUCCAAGUGUAUGGCGAGUCUACCUAUUGAAGAACGAGGAUAACAAAAGGAAAGUGCUGCCGAUGCACCAGAUCUAUUGCUAUAACUGUGGUGACAAGGGUCAUUACGGUGACGAAUGUGACAAGGCCAGGUCUUCUCGUGUGCCCAACGAUGACGGCAGUGCCUUCUCAGGAAAGAAUCUAUCCUCGGAACUCAGAGGUCAGUAUACACAUAACAUAGAUAGACAGAGGUCAAGUCAGGACAUGGUCUCGUCAGUGUACGAUAACCUACGCUCUUCGCAACCUAUUGCAUACCAGGUUGGAUCAGACCGCGGAUCUUUAUUGGAGGAUUCCGAUAAACAAACUGAUAGUAAUCGACCAUCCAGGUUCUCCAACACUAAAAUAGAUACCGCUAGAUUAUCAAAGACGCCCGCUAGGUAUGUACAAGACCGUAGUUCGAAGAAUAAAAGGAAGUUUAAGGACUCGUUAUAUGACGACGGAGAGGAUGACGAGGAUGAAGAGGAUCAACUCUACAAAGAGAACUCAAGGCAUGAUAAUCACAAAAGAUCAGACCGCCGGUCUAGAUACGGUAAUAAGAAAACGAACGGAAACUCAGGAUAUAACCAACAGCAAAGCCAUUUCUACAGACCACCAUACCAGGGAUACCAGUCUGCCUCUUACGAACAAUACCCAUCACAGAAUUCCGGUUACGAACAUCACAGUGGAAUACUGCCAACUAGAUCCGGAGUGAAUGUAGGAGCUACAAACACUGGCCAUUACCAGCAACAGUAUUACCAAAAUAACAGCAGCACGUACCCACCACAGAAUAUGAUCUACAACCAGCAGGUACCUAUGAGUGCAUAUGCUCCACCAGCACCCACACCUGUGAAACCCAGUAGGAGUGGUGUAAUUAAGCGUUACGAUGAGUAA
Molecule: messenger RNA, 1284 nt
Organism: Nakaseomyces glabratus
Lineage: Eukaryota; Fungi; Ascomycota; Saccharomycetes; Saccharomycetales; Saccharomycetaceae
Product: zinc finger CCHC domain-containing protein
Biological process (GO): nuclear mRNA surveillance of mRNA 3'-end processing; nuclear polyadenylation-dependent rRNA catabolic process; nuclear polyadenylation-dependent snoRNA catabolic process
Cellular component (GO): TRAMP complex
Molecular function (GO): RNA binding; zinc ion binding
Source: RefSeq, a predicted model, not a curated record